AGGAGGAAGGAAAAAAAAGGAGGAGGAGGAAGAGGCGGCGACCAGAUGAAGUGCCAGUAGGCUGGGCUUCGGGUACGUGAUCCCGGGGCUCCCUGGUUAUAAACCUUUUACCAUCUGCUGCUGCGGCUGCAGCUGCAGGGGAAACUUUGGAGAAGACAGUGGGGCUGGGGGAGGCUCCUCUGCUUCCCCUUCUUCUUUCUUCCUCCUCUUCUUCCUCCUCCUCCAUCACCUUGGCAGCAGACGGACGCCCAGGCAGCCCCCGACCCUCCUCCAGGAAGGUUGUCUGUGCCCCUGGGGGUGACCGAUGCCCAGAUUAGACCGACACUUCUGGAAUUGUUCUUGCACCACCAGAGAGAGACAUAAGAGCCACUUGGGAUCCAGCGCCGCCGGGCUGGCUGCAAAAGUGGGGAAAAUGCUGAAUUCCUCCGUUACCAGUUCCUCGCUGGUUCUGGUGGGUCACGGUGCUCUGAACACAGACGUGUCAAAUAGGACCACCGGUAAUAACAGCCGCAGAAUCGCAACCAACAGUUGGCACCAUCACUUGGUGCAGCGGAGUGUUGUGCUUUUUGCUGUAGGGGUUUUCCUAGCCCUGGUCCUCAAUCUGCUGCAGAUCCAGAGGAAUGUCACUCUGUUCCCCGAAGAAGUCAUUGCCACCAUCUUUUCCUCCGCCUGGUGGGUUCCUCCUUGCUGCGGGACGGCGGCAGCUGUCGUAGGCCUGCUCUAUCCUUGCAUUGACAGUCACCUUGGAGAACCUCACAAAUUCAAACGCGAGUGGGCCAGCGUGAUGCGUUGUAUCGCCGUUUUUGUUGGUAUUAACCACGCAAGUGCUAAACUGGACUUCGCUAAUAACGUUCAGCUCUCUUUGACUCUAGCAGCCCUGUCUUUGGGCCUCUGGUGGACAUUUGAUCGCUCAAGAAGUGGCCUUGGCCUUGGAAUUACAAUAGCAUUUCUAGCCACUCUCAUCACUCAGUUUCUCGUAUAUAAUGGUGUUUAUCAGUACACCUCCCCAGACUUCCUCUAUAUCCGUUCUUGGUUACCUUGUAUAUUUUUCUCGGGAGGUGUGACUGUAGGAAACAUAGGACGACAACUGGCUAUGGGUGUUCCCGAAAAACCACAUAGCGACUGAAACUUGACCCACCAGUGCCAGAGUGGAAGCAAAGUUUUGAAGUAAACCUUCACUGGAUACUGGAUUGUGAUCAGAUUGUUUUUUCUAAAUCACUGAUUUAGGCUGGGCUGACUGCAGACAGUGACUUGUGGAAAAAAACCAUUAAUCUAUUAUAGAAUAGCCAAGUGGAAAAAUAACCGCUUAUCGAAAAAUCCUACCUUGAUGUACUGCAUAUACACUGGUAGGAUUUUAUGGCCGGUGGGGUGGCGAGAGGCACCGAAGCAGGUGGCAAUUCACCACGUGUUAAGAUUUUAUUUUAAGUUAUUGAAACAGCUGCCAUAUUUCAAGGCCUUGAACUAAAAGGAAUUACGAACUUUUGCUUUUGUAUCAGUGCCCAAAGGAAGGAGAUCGGUGGUGCUUAACAAAGGUGAGGCAUGGUGUAAUAGGAAUAAUAUUUAUCCAAAAGAUUAAAAAUAGGGUUGUGUAAAAAAAAAUAAGGGUGAUCCAGAAAGGGUCAGGGCAGUGCUGUCAUGCUUCAAGACUGAAAAACCAAUGGAGAAACAGGUGGUUGACCACACAGUCUGGAUCACAGGUGGAGUUCCGUGCAGACAAUCGUACUGGAAGCAAGUAGCAGUGAAAUGUACCAGUUCCUCAGAGUGGCAUGUUAUUAAAUUUUUUCACUUCAGUUCAUUAAAGUCUCCCUAAAGACUGCAGGCCCCAAGACCCCCAACCCAACAUAGAGAAACUUUGUCUGUGCCAUUUGCUUCAUUCGAAAUGAGCCGAAGCUAUCUCCAUUUUUCUCUUUCUCCCCACAGAAUAGAGAUUGUUACUUUGUUUUUCACAGCCCUAUAGAAUUUGCAAUCUGUGAUUGCCUUGUAAAAAGAAGAGUGCAUAUGUCACUACGUUAAACAUUUGGUGUUUCUAAAUAUUCGAUUAUAUCGGUGAGCACAAUGCAUUCGUCUAAUGGCGUAAGCCUCCCAAGACCUAAUUUGCAAGUAUUGGGUCGGAAAUUUAAAGUGCAAUGUAUACAAAAACCAAUCUGAGCCUUGUAUUCUCUUCAAUAUUUAUUCGUUGUUUCACGUAUGAGAUAUUAAAGCGAAGGGUUCUGCAUUCAUUUCAGUGCUGCGUGGAGGCAAAAAUUCAGCAAUAACUUCUUUCACUGGUAAAGUUAGUUUAUUGUUGUACCUUCCAUUUGAACCCAAAUCCUUUGAAAUACUCCAGUUUUGUGGUUAUGGUGUAGUUUGGACCUUUUUUGAAUUUCCUUUUUUUUUUUGUAUAUGCAAUUUUAAAAUGCAGUGUUUUUGUUUGUUUCUUUAGAGUUUUGUUAAAGUGGUUUCAGAUUGGGUUAAGUUGACUCUCCUUCUAAAUAAAUGUAACCAGGCAGCAAAACAGAAGUUUGGGCUAAGAAGCCAUGAGACUGUUUGCAUAUGUGUUUGUUUUUUUGCUUAUUCCCUUUUUAUAUUUUGAGGAAAAUAUCACAUGCUCUUGGUUCAAACUCUAGGAUGUUGUAGCUGUUUUAUUUAUUUAGUGGGAAAGUUGUAAAAGUAGGGUUUAUCCUUAACUUGGAAAGGAUAUUCCUAAAUAUUCUAAAAUUGUACAAUUUAAUAAUAGUGGUGGAGCGGUCAACAUUUCUUAAACCAGAAGUAAUUACAGUGAUGCAGACAGCAGUGAGAUCUGUAAAUAUAUACUUGAUCACGCAUAAGCAGUAAGUAUUUUUUCUCUCAAACUGGAAGUAAAUCUGCUCCUCUUAGAAAUAUUGCAGCCAAAAAUGUAAAUCAGAAGUUCAGAUUUUGCCAAUAUUUGUAGCAAAUACAUGAACCAAAGUGAUCCGAGUUUAUAAAAUGUCUGAACAAAAUUUGCACUAUUCUGGAUUUGAACAUUUAGUGAGAUUCAUAUUCAUACGGAUAAGUUUUCAUCAGUGUGUUCAGUUUUUGCAUUUUUUUACUAUUAUUAAAGGUUCAAGACCAA
Messenger RNA from Ornithorhynchus anatinus (platypus), 3073 nucleotides. It is a transcript of the gene INSIG1, whose product is annotated as insulin induced gene 1. Bases 305 to 1126 code for a protein of 273 amino acids. Gene Ontology annotation, biological process: SREBP signaling pathway; SREBP-SCAP complex retention in endoplasmic reticulum; cholesterol biosynthetic process. Gene Ontology annotation, cellular component: SREBP-SCAP-Insig complex; endoplasmic reticulum. The record is from RefSeq and is a predicted model, not a curated record. The transcript has 6 exons. Lineage: Eukaryota; Metazoa; Chordata; Mammalia; Monotremata; Ornithorhynchidae.